ACGGCGGCGUCUGACCGAGUGAUGGCUUCUCCGCUCCUCCGCCGCUGCGUGCAGAUCGACGGGCUCAAGUCUCGCCCCGAGCUCAACGGCUCCUUCGGUAGCGCGCUCAACUUCGACGCGCUGGCGAACCGAUACCAGGUCAUCGUCGGCGUGAAGCGCAGCUUUGCCAUCAAGGCCGACAACCUGCACGACGUGGCCUCCGUGCGCUACCGCGCCCUCGAGGAGCGUGCCCAGAAGCGCGUGGACACGGUGCGUGCGAUGCUCGAGGCGGGCGAGGAGGCCCCGCUCGAGGACGUUGCCGAGGGCUCGAGCGCGCUGCAGGUGCUUACCCUGCUCUCCGCCGGCUGGGCGUGCGCCGAUUCAUUGCUCGCCAACCAGGCGGUCUCUCGCCUGACGGCGAUGGGGCCGGCCGGGCCGGAGAGCGCGGCGCUCCAGCCACUCGUCGCGUGCGACGCCGCCAGCCAUGCCGGACUGUGCGGUCUCGUCGACGCGAUGAUCGUGCAAAAAGUCGGCCGCCUUCCGUUCCGCGCCAUGUAUGAUCUCCUGUGCGACAUUGCCUGCGGCUAUCAACUCAGCAACAUCGCAGGCAAAAGCGGGCUCGCGGGCGUCGACAUGUUCGACUGCACAUCGAUGCAGGGCAUGGACACGCUGAUGCAAAAGUGCGCCGGCGACCCCAAGAAGAUGCUCGAGAUGCUCCAGACCAGCAUGGAGGUCUCGAAGAGCGCCGCCGCGUGGUCUACUUCCGCGGCGGGGCUCGCGUGCAAGCGCAUGCUCGGCGCCGUCGGCGCGGUGGACCUGGCCGUGCGCUACGUCUCCGAGUACGCCGCGCUUCUCGACGGCGGCCUGCUCGACGCGACGCGCGCCGAGCACGGCGAGGAGGCCGCCAACAGCGUCGAGUUCUUCAUGCGCUUGCCCGCGUACGCCUCGUGCAACCUGCUCAAGCUGCUGCUCCGCGUCGGGACCGCGGCGCUCGCGCAGCAGACCGUGCACCUGCUCGUCAAGGAGCGCCUCGCCGCCGAGGCGCGCAAGGAGGCGGGCGAGGAGGAGGAGGCGGACGCGGCGGAGAAGAUGACGCCCAUGAUGCUGCAGGAUGGCUUCGUCAAGUAGCGCCGCCGGACCGACGAGCUUCGAGGCGAGGCGACGCCCCGAAGUGUCAGUGGACGCUCGGGCAGACGUCAUGCAGCAGGAGCUGACGAUUCGCGUGGCCAUCGCGUGGAGGCGGUCGCCAGCGCGGGUGCUGUGGGUGGGCGGGGAGGGCGACGGGGCGGCGGCUGCAUCGAGCUGCGAGCGCGUGAUGGGUCUGUACAGCCGUCAUGCGUUGCGUAUGCGUCGCUGGGCCGCUCGUUCGGCGCAUCGCGCGCCUUGUGCAAAACGUGUGUGCGUGGGAGCAGGCGGCCGGUGCGCAGGCGGGUCGCGAGACGUGUCGCUGUCGGGUGGUGUGGGGUGGACAACACUUGCACGGGACUGGCGCGUGGCGCACUGGCACUAACGAAUGAAGUUGAAGAGUUUCGAUCGG
Molecule: messenger RNA, 1516 nt
Organism: Emiliania huxleyi CCMP1516
Lineage: Eukaryota; Haptophyta; Isochrysidales; Noelaerhabdaceae
Exons: 3
Coding region: 22-1107 (361 amino acids)
Source: RefSeq, a predicted model, not a curated record